Molecule: messenger RNA, 2301 nt
Organism: Anolis sagrei ordinatus
Lineage: Eukaryota; Metazoa; Chordata; Lepidosauria; Squamata; Anolidae
Gene: LCTL
Product: lactase like
Biological process (GO): carbohydrate metabolic process; glycosylceramide catabolic process
Cellular component (GO): cytosol
Molecular function (GO): beta-glucosidase activity; beta-galactosidase activity; glycosylceramidase activity
Source: RefSeq, a predicted model, not a curated record
UAACAUAAUCACUAUGCAUCGCUGUGCAUCUUUAUUAAUGCCUGGAACAACACAUAAAAUGAAAGCACGUGAUAUGUUUUUUCUUCAAAAAGUCAGUACUUAACUAGAUUUCAAAUAAGUGUGUAGAUUACUUUGUCAAAUUAAACUGCUGCUGUGCUACUUAUCUUGCUUUGCAGGUGCUUGAAAGAGCACCCACUAAUGUUUUGCAGGAUAAAAACAGGCACACUCAAUAAACAAGUGUUUCUUAUGGAAGAAAACGGAGAAUGGAAAAAUACUGCACACAUCUUUUAAAAGUUAUGUUAUGCACUUUUUUACAGGCUGCUUGAGAUGACAUAUCAAUGGCUUGUAUGACUUGUAGAGAAUUUGCGGUGGUGAAAUGAGAUUGUAUGCUGCCCUUUGUACCUGGGGCAAUGGGAUUAUGAAUGACGGAGGAGGGCAUAUCCUGUAGGGUCAAAGAACACUUUUCACUUCUUUCUUCUUUGACUAACAUCGAAUCUGUUUUGGGCAAAAGUAAGAGCACAAGAAGAAGCUCCUGUAGGCUGCCUGAGAGACUGAUCUUCUCAACAUGUCCUUGGCUCCUACAGCUUCCACCAAUGUUGUCCUCUCCUCCCCUUCCCCAAGCAACUGGGGGCCAGAAAAUGUUUCUUUCCCAGAAGAUUUUGCAUGGGGAGCAUCAACAGCAGCCUAUCAGAUUGAAGGAGGCUGGAAUGCAGAUGGAAAAGGCCCCAGUGUUUGGGACACGUUCACCCAUCAGGGAGGAGAUCGGGUUUUCAAGAACCAGACUGGUGAUGUAGCUUGUGGCAGCUAUACUCUGUGGGAGGAAGAUUUGAAAUGUAUCAAACAGCUUGGAUUGACUCAUUAUCGCUUCUCUCUUUCCUGGUCACGUCUGUUACCUGAUGGGACGACAGGUUUCAUCAACCAGAAAGGAGUGGAUUAUUAUAACACAGUGAUUGAUGGCCUGCUAGCAAAUGGAGUGACACCUGUGGUUACACUGUACCACUUUGACCUACCUGAACAUUUAGAGCAUCAAGGUGGCUGGAGAUCAGGGGCAAUCGUGGCAGCCUUUGAUGCAUAUGCACAGUUUUGCUUCAGAACAUUUGGGGAUAGGGUGAAGCUGUGGCUCACCAUUAAUGAACCCUAUGUUCUUGCCACUCUUGGUUAUGAAGAGGGUGUCAUGGCCCCGGGCGUUAAAGAGCUUGGUACUGGAGCAUACCAAUCAGCUCAUAAUAUGAUCAAAGCUCAUGCUGUAGCUUGGCACAGUUACAAUCAACUCUUCCGAAAAAAGCAGGGUGGGCUUGUGUCUAUAGCACUGAAUUCAGACUGGGCUGAACCUUUUGAUCCAAAUUCCCCUGCUGACCAGGAAGCUGCCAAGAGGCACAUGGCAUUUUGCCUUGACUGGUUUGCUACCCCCAUCUUUCUUGAUGGCGAUUACCCAGCCAUAAUGAAAUCUAAGAUCUCUGCUGUGUGUAAAAGGCAAGGCAUUCCAUCAUCAAGGCUCCUUGAAUUUACCGAUGCAGAGAAGAAGAUGAUCAAGGGCACUGCUGACUUCUUUGCUCUAAAUUAUUAUACAUCCCGCAAAAUGAAGCACCAAGAAAAUACAAACACUCAGCCAAGUAUGUCUGCAGACAAAGAAGCAGAAGAAGUAAAGGAUCCUUCUUGGCCAGUUGCAAGUGGCAGUUCUUGGCUGGCUGUUGUCCCAUGGGGCUUACGUCAGCUAUUGAAGUACAUCAAGGAUACAUAUAAUCACCCUAUAAUUUACAUCACAGAGAAUGGGUUUUCCCAAAGUGACCCUGCUCCACUCGAUGACACUCAGCGCUGGGAGUAUUUCAAGCUGACUUUACAGGAGAUUUUAAAAGCAAUUUACAUUGAUGGCGUCCAACUAAAAGGCUACUUUGUGUGGUCCCUUCUGGACAACUUUGAAUGGACCUGUGGUUACCGCUCUCGUUUUGGACUCUUCCACGUCGACUUUGAAAAUCCAGCUCUCCCUCGAGUUCCUUAUAAAUCAGCUAUUGAAUAUGCCAAGGUUGUUGCCAACAAUGGACUGGUUAAAUCACAGAAGUAACAAAUGCCUGGUAACAAUGGGUUACUUAUGAAUUCCUUGAUUUUAAAAAACAAAAUCUGGUUAGUACUAAUAAAAAAUCAGAAUGCUCGCUAUAGUUUACUUGACAGCACCUCUGUUGCAGGAAAAGAAAGCCUCUCAAAAGGCCACCAAGUAAGCUGGAUUCAUAAUUAAUUAUUAUCCCCUGUAUUAAGUGUAGUUAAGUGAUUUCCCUUUUAAAAAUAAAUAGAGAAAUGACUGCA